UCCCAGACAGACACCGAGUUUCCGUGGUCAACAACGUCCUCACCAUUUCCCAAGGAUGUUCCUCCAUCCCCAAACUCUCACCUGCUCUUGCUGCUGCCACUCUCGGGCCAAGUGAGUCUGUGCCAGGGAUAUACAUCUUCAGCAUCACCAGGAAAGGCAACUCGAACAGGGAGGGGGCCCCUUGCAACAAGAAUGAUACAGGUGAUUUGAUGAAUAUUUCAUAAUAGCUGGGAACCCAGGAUCCUGUGGAUAGGCCAUGAUAUCUUCAAAUCACACAAUCCAGGAACCCCUUGUCUUCUUUCUCCUGGGCAUUCCAGGCUUGGAGUCAAUCCAUCUAUGGCUCUCCAUACCUGUGUGCUGCUUGGGUGUGGUUACUAUUGUGGGUAAUAUAACCAUCCUGGCUGUGGUUGCCACUGAGCCUGCCCUGCAUAAGCCUGUGUACUUCUUCCUCUGUAUGCUCUCCGCCAUCGACCUGUUUACAUCAGCCACCACAUUGCCUAAACUUCUGGCCAUCCUGUGGUUUGGGGCUGGGCAUAUUGCUGCUGCUGCCUGCCUGGCCCAGAUGUUCUUCAUUCAUGCCUUCUGUAUGAUGGAGUCCACAGUGCUGCUAGCCAUGGCUUUUGAUCGUUAUGUUGCCAUCUGUGACCCACUGCGCUAUGCCACCAUCCUUACUGACACAGUCAUUUCUUGGAUUGGCUUGGCUGCUGUGCUACGUGGUUCACUGCUGAUGUUUCCCUGCCCCUUUCUUAUUGGGCGCCUGAGCUUCUGCCACAGCCAUGUGAUUCCACACACAUAUUGUGAACAUAUGGCUGUGGUGAAGUUGGCUUGUGGGAACACCAUACCCAACCAUGUGUAUGGUUUGAUAGUAGCAUUGCUUGUCAUCGGGGUUGACUUGCUCUGCAUUGGUCUCUCUUAUGCACUCAUUGCACAAGCUGUACUCCGUCUCUCAUCCCGUGAAGCCAGAGCUAAGGCCCUGGGAACCUGUGGCUCCCACAUCUGUGUCAUCCUCAUCUCCUACACACCUGCCCUCUUUUCCUUCUUUACUCAUCGCUUUGGACACCAUGUCCCACUUCACAUCCAUAUUCUCCUGGCAAAUGUUUACCUGCUGUUCCCAGCAGCACUCAACCCCAUUGUCUAUGGUGUUAAGACCAAAGAGAUCCGAGAUCGAGUAGUUAGGGUGUUUUUGAGAGGCCAGAGUUCUGGGGACAAAGGAGUAGGGUGA
Molecule: messenger RNA, 1222 nt
Organism: Phascolarctos cinereus (koala)
Lineage: Eukaryota; Metazoa; Chordata; Mammalia; Diprotodontia; Phascolarctidae
Product: olfactory receptor 52P1-like
Biological process (GO): G protein-coupled receptor signaling pathway
Cellular component (GO): plasma membrane
Molecular function (GO): olfactory receptor activity; G protein-coupled receptor activity
Source: RefSeq, a predicted model, not a curated record